UCCCACUUACAACAAAUUAUAACCCAAUGGCGUUUAGCUAAACUCUUCUCCCUUAUAAAAAUCCUCCAUCCUUAUCAUCCAACAUACACUUACUCAUUCACCCCCAAAUCAAAAAUCAAAAAGCUAAACCCAGAAACUCAAAUCAAAAACCUAAAACCAGAAACUCAAAUCAAAAGCCAGACCAGAAAAAUUGUAAAAAAAUGGAGGGCAGAGAAGAAGAUGUAAGACUAGGAGCGAACAAAUUCUCAGAAAAACAAGGGUUAGGAACAGUAGCACAAGACAGAGAUUACAAAGAACCACCACCAGCGCCAUUAUUUGAACCUGGUGAAUUGACAUCAUGGUCAUUUUACAGAGCAGGAAUUGCAGAAUUUAUCGCUACUUUCUUGUUUCUUUACGUAAGUAUUUUGACUGUUAUGGGGUAUGCUCGUGCUCCCAAUAAGUGUCAAACUGUUGGUGUUCAGGGUAUUGCUUGGGCUUUUGGUGGAAUGAUCUUUGCUCUUGUUUACUGUACCGCUGGAAUUUCUGGAGGACACAUUAACCCAGCUGUGACAUUGGGAUUGUUCUUGGCAAGGAAAUUGUCAUUGACAAGGGCAAUUUUCUACAUGAUCAUGCAAUGUUUGGGUGCCAUUUGUGGUGCUGGUGUUGUCAAGGGCUUCCAACCAACCCCUUACCAAGCCCUCGGCGGUGGAGCCAACUAUGUUCACCCUGGUUACACCAAGGGUGAUGGCCUUGGUGCUGAGAUUGUUGGCACUUUCGUCCUCGUUUACACCGUCUUCUCCGCCACUGACGCCAAGCGAAGCGCUAGGGACUCCCAUGUUCCUAUUUUGGCUCCCCUGCCAAUUGGAUUUGCUGUGUUCUUGGUUCACUUGGCCACCAUCCCUGUUACUGGAACCGGUAUCAACCCUGCUAGGUCUCUUGGAACUGCCAUCAUCUACAACAGACACCUUAACUCAUGGAAUGACCAUUGGGUAUUCUGGGUAGGGCCAUUCAUUGGAGCAAUACUUGCAGCACUUUACCACCAAGUGAUCAUUAGGGCGAUUCCCUUCAAAUCAAGGUAAGAAGAAAUUGAUGACGAUCAUGAUCAUGGGUUGAUGCAAUAAUUGAUUGGAUUAUCCACCCAUUUUCAGCAAUUUGAUGAACAAGUUUUUAAAGUGUCUUUUUUUCCCUCACUAUUUAUCUUUAUUUUUCUACCUUGUUUGUAUCUUUUUGUAUUAUUAUAUGUAAAGGUAUUGCGUACUUUUUUUCCUCAAAGAAUCGUUUUAAUGGGCUUGCAAUUGGAGUGGGGUUGUGAAAAUGUAAAUUCUUGAUGUAAGUUAUGUAAUGUUCCCACUUCGCAUUUCAAAUAUAUUAUCUACUUCUAGUUUUUGUC
Molecule: messenger RNA, 1369 nt
Organism: Amaranthus tricolor (Joseph's coat)
Lineage: Eukaryota; Viridiplantae; Streptophyta; Magnoliopsida; Caryophyllales; Amaranthaceae
Product: probable aquaporin PIP1-4
Exons: 4
Coding region: 201-1058 (285 amino acids)
Biological process (GO): response to water deprivation; transmembrane transport
Cellular component (GO): vacuole; plasma membrane; plasmodesma
Molecular function (GO): water channel activity
Source: RefSeq, a predicted model, not a curated record